GUGUUUCUCGGGCGGCGCCUUUCACAUCUCUGAGGAGUGACGUUCACGACCGUCUGCAACCAUGGAGUGGAAACCGAUGGAAAUAAACCCAGAGAUGCUGAAUAAGGUGUUGAGCAAGCUGGGUGUGGGCUCGAAAUGGCGUUUUGUCGAUGUUUUGGGUCUAGAAGAUGAAUCUUUGUCAGGAGUGCCCUCACCCUGCUGUGCCAUGAUGCUGCUCUUCCCUUUAACGCAACAGCAUGAGGAUUUCCGUUCUAAACAAUCUGUUGGUGACUGUAAAGAUGUGUAUUUUCUGAAACAAACUGUGGUCAACUCCUGUGGAACUGUGGGCUUGGUUCAUGCUGUGGCCAACAACCAGGACAGUAUUGAUUUUGAUAAUAAUUCUGCACUAAAGAAGUUUCUAGAAGCCACCUCAGGGAUGUCUCCUGCAGAACGAGCCAAAGAACUUGAACAAAAUAAGGCUAUCCAAGAAACUCAUGAUGCUGUUGCUGAUGAGGGUCAGUGUCGGCCAGAGGCAGACAAAGUCAAUUUCCAUUUUAUUACAUUUGUCAAUGUAAACGGUCGCCUUUAUGAGCUGGAUGGUAGAAUUGAUGGACCUGUGAGUCAUGGGCCUACAAAACCAGACAGCUUUGUCAUGGAUGCGGCAAGGGUGUGCCGUGAGUUUAUGGAGCGAGAGAAAGGGGAGGUGCGUUUCUCUGCUGUUGCUCUCUGCAAAGCCUGAGAGGAGCCAGACAUCCGAGCUCAAACUACUGUACGAACAAUUCCACAAAACCCUUCAACCACUUCUAUACAGAGCACACAAACAAUCCUUAACCAUGCCUUGAAACAUGCUACACAAACUGCCUGCCUGCCUGUCUUUCAGACUGUGAAUCGCUGUCAUUUUCUAAUUUAUUAUUUAUUUAAUUUAAAAGUUUGUAUAAAUUCACCACUAUUCUAAUGUCUAAACUUUAUUUUAGAUUGAUGUACCACUUCUAGUUCUAAUUUCUUUGGGCACUUAUUUUUUUGGAGGGGCUAAUGUUUAGCAGAAAUGUAAUGUAAAAUUUAAGCUUGAAGGUGCAAGUAUGUGCAAAAUAAAGACAGAAGGGUGAUCUCA
This is a messenger RNA of Danio rerio (zebrafish), 1090 nucleotides long. It is a transcript of the gene uchl1, whose product is annotated as ubiquitin carboxyl-terminal esterase L1 (ubiquitin thiolesterase). The record is from RefSeq and is marked provisional. Gene Ontology annotation, biological process: ubiquitin-dependent protein catabolic process. Gene Ontology annotation, cellular component: cytoplasm; endoplasmic reticulum membrane. Lineage: Eukaryota; Metazoa; Chordata; Actinopteri; Cypriniformes; Danionidae. Gene Ontology annotation, molecular function: cysteine-type deubiquitinase activity.